Nelumbo nucifera (sacred lotus) is the source of this 1931-nucleotide messenger RNA. Its product is annotated as Tetratricopeptide repeat (TPR)-like superfamily protein. Gene Ontology annotation, biological process: RNA modification. NCBI's taxonomy places the organism in Eukaryota, Viridiplantae, Streptophyta, Magnoliopsida, Proteales, Nelumbonaceae. Gene Ontology annotation, molecular function: protein binding; RNA binding. The record is from RefSeq and is a predicted model, not a curated record. Gene Ontology annotation, cellular component: intracellular membrane-bounded organelle.
ACGUAAGUCUCUCUCUGCUGCGUUUGUCAGCUUCACCAUGGCCUAUUUACUAUAAUGUGCUUUGGGUUAGCUUUUCUCGUCUAUGAACUCUCACAGUCUCACAACACACUCUCCAUUGUCAAACAAUUACAUGCCCUCACCAUCAAGUAUCACCUAUCUUUCGAUCCUUUCUACGCUACCAAAAUCAUUCGUUUAUAUGCACUUAAUAAUGACCUUCAUUCUGCCCGCAUUGUAUUUGAUAGAAUUCCCUGCAGAAGCGUUUACCUUUGGAAUUCCAUCAUCAGAGCUUACGCUAGGGCUCAUCAAUUUAACCAUGCCUUAUGUUUAUUUAGUCAGAUGCUAAGAACAGAAAUUGAACCUGAUAACUUCACUUUUGCUUCUGUUAUACGUGCCUGCUCGGACUAUCUGGACGAAGUGGAUCUGAGAGUUGUUCAUGGACGAGUGAUUAUAGCCGGCUUGGGGUCAGAUUCGAUUUCUAGUAGUGCACUUGUGAGAGCUUAUUCAAGAGUACGCUUUGUUGAUGAAGCUCGUAGAGUGUUCAAUGGGAUGCCCAAACCAGAUUUGGUUAUGUGGAAUUCAAUGGUUUCAGGUUAUGGGUCUUCUGGAUGCUGGGACAAGGGCCUGGAAUUGUUUAGAAGAAUGCAGAAAAUGGGGGAAAGGCCAGAUGGGUAUACUAUGGUUGGAUUACUCUCGGGUUUAUGGGAACCCAGCUUACUUCAAGUUGGAAAGGGGAUUCAUGGUCUUUGUUUGAAAAAUGGAUUUGAGUCGUACGCACAUGUGGGAAGUGCACUUGUGACUAUGUACUCAAGGUGUGGUUGCUUGAGUUCUGCUUAUGGAGCUUUUAAUAGUCAAUCUCUGCCUGAUUUGGUUCAAUGGUCUGCUCUGAUAACUGGACUCAUUCAAUCUGGAGCUUGUGAAGAAGCCCUGUUAUUGUUCAGGGAAAUGAACCUCAAGGGUCAAAAAGCAGAUGCUAUUUCAAUUGCCAGCACACUAGCAGCUUGUGCUCGGUUGGCAAUGAUGGGACCUGGCAGGGAGAUCCAUUGUUAUGUUAUACGGCAUGGAUUUGAGUUAGAAGUCAUGGUUUCCUCUGCUCUGGUAGCCAUGUAUUCAAAGUCUGGUUUUGCUGGAUUGGGAUUUCGGGUUUUCAAAGCUAUGUCUAAAAGAAACACCAUUGCCUAUAAUUCUGUAAUUUCUGGUCUUGGUUCAAAUGGACUUGCCUCCUUUGCCUUUGAUAUGUUUAACGAGAUGUUGGAAGAGGGAUUUCAACCUGAUCAAUCCACUUUUUCUGCUCUACUUGGUACAUGCUGCCAUGCUGGGUUUGUUAAAGAUGGUUGGGAUCUUCUCAGAAGAAUGGAAAAAGAAUUUAACAUUGAACCUAGUACAGAGCAUUAUGUAUACAUGGUGAAGCUCCUUGGGAUGGCUGGAGAGUUUGAAAAAGCUUAUCAGUUAAUCCAUUCUAUUCCAGGAUACACAGAUUCUGGCGUUUGGGGUGCACUGUUAUCUUGCUGUGAGGUUCAUGGGAAUUCUGAGUUAGGAGAAGUUGUAGCCCAUCGGCUUUUUGAGAUUGCACCAGACAAAAGUGCUUAUAGGGUCAUGCUUUCUAACAUAUAUGCCAGUAAUGGGAGGUGGAAUGAUGUGAAGAGUUUGAGAGAUGAUAUGAUGGAAGGAGGGCUUCGAAAAAUGCCUGGUUUAAGUUGGACAUGAUUUACAUGCAAUUCUUGUCUUCUGACAAGACAAACAUGAUCAAGCUUUCAUAUCAGCUCCAAAAUGAGCAUUGAAAAAUAUAGCAGACUUGAGGAGCUACAAAAUAAUUUAACUCCUCAUAUUAUUUGUCACCAAUAAUUUGGAUUAGAGUCUUGCUCUUUUUCUGUUGUUGUUUUUCCAGUCUAUUAUUGUUCUGUGAGGUAGAGAACAAAGGGUGGUAGAUAGGU